Molecule: messenger RNA, 3234 nt
Organism: Tigriopus californicus
Lineage: Eukaryota; Metazoa; Arthropoda; Copepoda; Harpacticoida; Harpacticidae
Product: solute carrier family 12 member 9-like
Exons: 1
Coding region: 309-3122 (937 amino acids)
Biological process (GO): chloride ion homeostasis; cell volume homeostasis; potassium ion homeostasis
Cellular component (GO): membrane
Molecular function (GO): potassium:chloride symporter activity
Source: RefSeq, a predicted model, not a curated record
UCGUUUCACCGUUUCAUCACAAGCCUUCAUGCAUGCAUGCAGCAAGCAGAUACAGUGAGUAGCCUAGUGAAAAAAAGUCUCCUCAGAAACGACGUUUCAUCGUCACUUGUGCAACACUUCCAAGCCUUAUUUACCGUCAGUGGCCUCAAAGCACAUUAACGAGGAAGCCUUCCCACAGAAAAGACCUCAAGGAAAACUUUGCCUCCCCAUCCAGUGUUUUUCGUGGCUGUCGAAUCGUGGUGCAGUGCUCAAAGUUUGGAUUUGGAAUUUUGAGCCAUUGAUGAGGGAAACUCUUGUUCGCCUUCGUGAUGGAAUCGGGCGAAAAAACUCAUUUACUGAAAGCGGAACGCGGGAUUUUGAAAAGUUUGAGUCGCUCCUACCAGAGUGAGAAUUCUUUGCUCGAUGAAACCGUGGCAGUAGCAGACUACCCGGAUGCUAUCGUCUCCGGGGAAUAUGAGAGUCUGGGGACCUCUGACAGCUCAUCCGCGACCCAAUCCACCCGGACUUUGGGCACAUUUCAAGGGGUGUUUGCCCCCGUGUCCUUGUCCAUGCUGAGCUCGAUCUUGUUCUUGAGAGUGGGCUAUAUCGUGGGGAAUGCAGGUCUACUUGAAGCCUUUCUACAAUAUGGCAUCGCUUACUCGAUUCUGAUAUCGACGGUUCUGUCAAUUUGCGCCAUCGCCACCAAUGGAGCGGUGGAGGGGGGUGGCGUGUAUUUCAUGAUUAGUCGAACUCUUGGCAUGGAGUUUGGUGGCUCAAUUGGAAUCCUGUUUUGGUUUGCCAACAUUGUCAGUAGCGCUUUGUACUUGGCAGCUUGCACUGAAGGCCUUAUUGGAAAUUUCGGACCCAAGGGAUCGCUCACCACAUUCUUACCAUCAAGCCGAUGGUGGAACUUUGCCUACUCGUCUCUUUUCAACAGCAUCAAUCUCUUUGUGUGUUUGAUUGGAUCCAAGCUCUUUGGCAAGACGAGUGCCUUGAUUCUAAGCGUGGUUAUGAUCUGCACUGUCGUGACCACGGCGAGUUUCUUUGUGAACUUGGACUUUCAUGAAGACUUUGUGUAUAAUUCCACCCAAGAUUGCAUCCCUCCCACCGAUAACAUCUCGUUGCCUAAUUGCACCAAAACGGCCCAAGGAACAUUUAUGGGCUUUAUGGCGGCUUCUCCGGAAUAUAUUUCGGACACAUUCGAAGCCAAUCUGGAUCCCAAGUUCGAAUUUGAUUGCUCGGACCCGAUGGCCGAAGUGAAUUUCUUCACUGUUUUUGGCGUUCUCUUCUCGGGCGUGACUGGCAUUAUGUCGGGAGCAAACAUGUCGGGGGAACUUCUUUCUCCGGGAAAGAACAUUCCCAGGGGAACUCUGGCAGCAUGCUUCUUUACCUUCACCAUUUUCAUCGUCUUGUCUGUUCUAACAGCACUCACUUGCAACCCGGCCAUGCUAAUGCACGACUGUAUGUACUUGAGUAAUUUCAGCGUUUGGCCUCCGAUUGUGGCCAUUGGGGUCUUGUUGGCCACAUUCAGUGCCAGUCUAAACAACCUGAUUGGCGCCAGCCGGGUUCUCGAGGCCGUGGCUAAAGAUGUUCUCUUUGGUCACAUCUUGUCCUUCUUCACCAAAGGCACGAUUAAGGACAACCCUAUAUCGUCCAUCUUGGUUACGUGGUGCCUGGUGGAAAUGUUCCUUCUCAUGGGAUCUCUGAACUCCAUUGCUCAAUUGAGCUCUGUCCUGUUUCUUAUGUCUUAUGCCGCAGUGAAUUUGGCUUGCCUGGGCCUCGACUUGGCUUCAGCCCCGAAUUUCCGACCUUCUUUCAAGUAUUUCUCAUGGCACACCAGCUUGGUCGGUCUUUUAGGGACCACCAUUAUGAUGUUCUUUGUGAGCCCUCUGUUCUCGGCUGUGGCCUUACUUCUGUGCUUGAGCCUGAUCUUUGCCCUCAACUUCAUCUCGCCCAUUCGGAAACCUAAUUGGGGCUCAAUUAGCCAAGCUCUGUUGUUUCACCAAGUUCGAAAGUAUCUACUACUCUUGGACCCGAGGAAAGCUCACGUCAAGUUUUGGCGGCCACAAAUUCUUUUGCUGGUCUCGAACCCACGGACUUGUUGCUCGCUGAUCGAUUUCGUGAACGCCUUGAAGAAAGGAGGACUCUACGUUAUUGGUCACGUGUAUACCGAGCGACUCCAAGAUUCGGAGGACGAUCCGUGUGUGGUGAAGAACGACCACUGGCUCAGCCUCAUCGACCAUUUGAAGAUCAAAGCAUUCGUGGAGCUGACUAUGGCCAGCACGCUUCGAGAAGGAAUUCAACAUUUGGUGCGCAUCUCAGGAAUUGGCGCGAUGAAACCCAACACAAUUAUUCUCGGCUAUCUGGACGAAAGGUUUCAUGGCGAUGACUUUAAUUCUCCCUAUUCCCCUUUCGCCACGCGGCAAUUUGAAGGCAUUUUCCCCGAGCUGAAACGCAAGCCAACCCAGACCCAUGAAGAUACACGUCCGCAAGAGAAAAUGAACAAGUCGGAGUACGUCGGUAUCAUCUGUGACGUGCUGAAGAUGCAAAAGAACAUCUGUUUGAGUCGACAUUUUUCCCUCUUGGAUAAAGGUACCUUGUUCCGCACAGAUCGGCAGAGCAUUUUCGGGACGCGGGUCAAGAAGAAGCUGUAUCUGGAUGUUUGGCUCGUGGACUUCUUUUCCCCUUUCGAGACCGACAUUUCGGACACGACCAGUCUCUUUCUUCUCCAAUUAGCCUGCAUCGUGCACAUGGUUCCACGUUGGAAGAAGCUUACCUUGCGAGUGUUUAUCACCGUCCGAGAUCAUCGGAGCUCCCUACACAACCAAGAAGAGAUGCUGAAAAACAUGCUGGAACUUCUUCGCGUCGAAGCCGAGUCUCAUGUCCUUAAUUGGACACCCGAGAGUACGGAACUCUCCACCGAUCCCCAUGUUCAGUUAUCAAAUGAAUAUCUGAGCUCCGCUUGCGAAACUGUCAGACGCAGAAGUCAAGACACAGCCGUGAGCUUCUUAUAUCUACCUCGACCUCCGAAAAUUGAGACUGACUACGUGUUCUAUUUGGAUGCCUUGACGGCUCUCACGCAGAAUUGGCCUCCAACUCUACUGGUUCGUGGGGUCUCGCCUGUCACGUCAAUUACUCUCUAGUUCGAGGAGGUGGAGGAUUAUGGAUCAAGUCGAUAACCAUCGUCGAUUCUAUUAAUGGUUUUAUGAUACAAUACGUCAGUUCAGCAACAAAAUAAAGGAUUAGUGCCCGAUA